AUGAUUUCAGAAAGUAUUCCAUCAAGUGGUCAUGGUCAUAUAGUUACCAAAGCAGUAGGAGAAAAGAAUACUACUAUUGAUACUGAUAUAUCUAUGAAUUCAUCGACAAAAACUAUACCAGAUUGUAAUAAUACUAAUAACCAAGAUCAAAAAAGUCAACAAAAUCAAACUUUUGACUCAAAAAUCACCACCGCAACAGCUGUCGUCAAUACUUGCGAUGAUGCUGAUGUUAAAAAGAAAUUGAUUGAAAAUGAUUAUUAUGAUGUUAUAAUCAAAGUAUCCGAUAAUGAUGAUUGUAUUGAUGGAGGUGACGAUGAAAAGGUUGGGAGAGAGAGUAAAGAUAACAAAAAAUUUAAAAUUUUUAAAACUAAUUCCAAGCUAUUAAGCUCUAAAAGCUUGCACUUUAAAAAAAUUUUAUCGGAAGGAACUGAAUUUUUAGAUUUAUGGUUGUGUUCAAGAGAAUUUAUGUUGGAAGGAAUAGAGAGACAAAUUAAAGAAGUGUUUGAGACGAAAUCUUUGAAAUUAGAAAAACAUUUUAUAAGCAUUUUAUUAAAAAUUAUGGAAAAUGAGGAGUUGAAAGGGGAAUUUCUUUACAACUGCGUAGAAAUUAUUAAUACAACUAAUUGGAUAUUUCAAGGCAAUUUACCACUAAGUUCAUUGGAUGAAAAUUUUAUUAAUAAAUUAUUAAUAAAUGAUGGAAAUUAUUUUAUUAAUGAUGGAAUUAUUUGGAAAAUAUUGAUUAAAUGGGCAAAUGUUAAGGAAAUCGAUAUAAAUAACAAGAUUGACGUUAAGACGUGGACAUCAAAAGAUUUAGACGACUUGAAGAUUAAAAUAGGAAAAUUCCUGGCACUGAUAAAAUUUUCUUUAAUUUCUAGGAAUGAUUAUUACGAUUAUGUGUUACCAUUCAAAGAAAUCCUACCAGCUGACACAACAAACAAUGCAGCUUUACAAUAUUAUCUUUAUUGUUCAAAUGAGAAUGGUCAACCUAAACCUGAUGUAUUAAGACCGAAUGUAAUAUUGGAAGAUUCAAAAAUCAUUAAUCAUACACAUGUUGCUAUGAUAGCAAGAUGGAUUGAUACAGGAAAAGAACUUUUCAACUAUACUAAUAACCAUAAUAAUUUGGAAGAGCUUCAUUUACCAUCACCGGUAAUGGCGGCAACAACGACUGCAGACACAGGAAGUAAAGAUGGAUUUAAUAUUAAAAGUUAUAAUGAAAAAUGUUCUGAUAGAGGACCAACAAUAAUAAUUACAAAAAUUAGCAAUAAAAGAAUUCUAAUUGGAGGUUAUUAUCCAAUUAAUAUAAAUUCUACUACUACCAACACUUGUCCAAUCUCGGUUUUUACUGGAUCGUUAGAAGCUUUUAUAUUCUCAUUUGGUGAUAAUGAUAAUCCUGAAUAUGAUGGAAUCAUUAGUAGAGUAUUAAAAGAUCAUUCUCAUCAAUCAAUUUGUAAAACAAUUAAUGGUCCUGGAUUUGGUUUAAACGAUUUGAUCAUUAAGUUACUUGAUAGUGAUGGUGGUGUUAAUACUCAAAGGAUUGUUAGUUACACGUUACCACAAGUUGGUGAAAGACUUCGAAUCAAAGUUAUGAUUAUCAUUAUGUUCCUGCAAACAAUCUCAUCUCUCGUUGUUUUAUUAUGGAAAUAUUCAAGUCUUUACUCAACCACAAAUUCAGCUGAUGAAUUUGAAUAUGGGAUAGAUUUUUCUAAAACACUUGUUCAAAGUAUUAAUGGUGAAUUCGAACUUCAUAAAACCAUCUCGUCCCCACCAUCUUCUGAUGGAGAAUUGCAACAACGACAACAUGAGGAAAAACCAAAAGAUGAAGCGGAAGAAAAUGAUCGUGAAAAUGAUAUUCAACCAAUUCCAUUACGCUACAUAAACGAUAAAGAACUUUUAUCUCCUAUUGUCGAUAUAGAUCCUAGAUCAACAGUUAAAAUCGCUAUAAUUAAACCAUCAUUGUCAAAAAUUAAAGAUUAUGAUAUCGACGAAAAAACAAAUCAUCUUAAAGAUACAUUAGAGUCAACUUUACAAUUGGAAUAUGUCAUAUAA
Molecule: messenger RNA, 2046 nt
Organism: Entrophospora sp. SA101
Lineage: Eukaryota; Fungi; Glomeromycota; Glomeromycetes; Entrophosporales; Entrophosporaceae
Source: the annotation of a GenBank genome assembly